UCGGGGUUCGUCGUCCGGGCCUGGGACAUGGGGCUCCCCGCGGGCGAGUCUAGGGCUCGGAGCGGAAAAGGGGACGCCGGGGGUGAAGGGGGGGAAGCCCCGGGCGGUAACGGGGCCGGUCAGCAAGGAGCUGCCCCGGGGGAUCCCGAGACUCCCGGGAGGCUGGGGGUGUCGUGGGCCCCCGACCCCGCGGCCGGGGAGUGAGGCCUGGGGAGGGGCCGGGCUCACCGCAGCCCCCCGCCGCCAGGCUCGACGUGGACGGGCUGCUGGUCCACUUCCUCUACGACUACAUCUACCCGGAGCAGUUCUCCUACAUGCUGGAGCUCAAGCGCACGCUGGACGCCAAGGGUCACAGAGUCCUGGAGAUGCCCUCGGGCACAGGGAAGACGGUGUCCCUGCUGGCCCUGAUCAUGGCCUACCAGCGAGCCUACCCGCUGGAGGUGACUAAGCUCAUCUACUGCUCGAGAACCGUGCCUGAGAUUGAGAAGGUGAUAGAAGAGCUUCGCAAGUUGCUCAACUUCUACGAGAAGCAGGAGGGCGAGAAGCUGCCGUUUCUGGGGCUGGCUCUAAGCUCCCGGAAGAACCUGUGCAUUCACCCUGAGGACUCUGAGGAAGAUGAUCAGGGACCUGUGAGUUUCAGAAUGGAAGAAACCACAGAGCCACCUGCAGAUGGCGAACAUCUGCAGGAGCAUGAAGUGGGCCAAAUGCUGGCCACUGAGGAGCUUCCACUAGAAGUUGAUGAUUCCCCCAGCCUGGCAUGUGGAGACCAUCAGGGGAGAGGGGACCCCCUGGGUUCCUGUAAUGCCUCCUACCAGGUAAGAUCUUCCUGAAACAAGCUCAUGACCCUGAAAACCAGUCCCAUGGGGGGACACAGGAUUGGAAGGAACCCAGUAGCCCCCAGAAACCAUGCAUGUCUCCAAGAAAAACACAGCUCCCUUGCCAUGCUGUGGGCACAUUCUGUGGUCAUGAUGGACUCAUCACGGCACCUCAGCCCGAACCUAUGCUUGGAUAUUUCUCCUCACUGACUGUGACUAUCACCAUGAAAAUAGAAUGGCACCACCGCCUGUGACUGAGGACCUGUCACAGGAACAGGAAGACUCCAGCUCAGCUUCCAGCCGCCAGGAGUCCUUCCUUUUGGAGCAGCUACUAGAGGGCACCCCAGGUCAGCUCCUCCUCAAGCCCAGGUCCCCAGGUCACGUCAGCAGGGGAGAGGGGAACUGCACCCU
This is a messenger RNA of Erinaceus europaeus (western European hedgehog), 1226 nucleotides long. RefSeq names its product general transcription and DNA repair factor IIH helicase subunit XPD-like. Gene Ontology annotation, cellular component: nucleus. Gene Ontology annotation, molecular function: damaged DNA binding; hydrolase activity, acting on acid anhydrides, in phosphorus-containing anhydrides; DNA helicase activity. The transcript has 6 exons. Bases 315 to 830 code for a protein of 171 amino acids. NCBI's taxonomy places the organism in Eukaryota, Metazoa, Chordata, Mammalia, Eulipotyphla, Erinaceidae. The record is from RefSeq and is a predicted model, not a curated record. Gene Ontology annotation, biological process: transcription by RNA polymerase II; nucleotide-excision repair; positive regulation of mitotic recombination.